CGCACACAGCCAUCCGCCGUCCCCUUUCCCUCUAUCCCCGUUCUCCUUCCUCUGUAGGCCCCCAUCUCCGCCGCCGGCCGGAGGGGCGCCGCCCGCCACCAUGAGCUCCUUCAGCUACGAGCCGUACUACGCGACCUCCUACAAGCGGCGCUACGUGGAGGCACCGCGGGUGCACAUCUCCAGCGUGCGCAGCGGCUACAGCACCGCGCGCUCCGCUUACUCCAGCUACUCGGCGCCCGUCUCCUCCUCGCUGUCCGUGCGCCGCAGCUACUCGUCCAGCUCUGGCUCCUUGAUGCCCAGUCUCGAGAACCUCGACCUGAGCCAGGUAGCCGCCAUCAGCAACGACCUCAAGUCCAUCCGCACCCAGGAGAAGGCGCAGCUGCAGGACCUCAACGACCGCUUCGCCAGCUUCAUCGAGCGCGUGCACGAGUUGGAGCAGCAGAACAAGGUGCUGGAGGCCGAGCUGCUGGUGCUGCGCCAGAAGCACUCCGAGCCGUCCCGCUUCCGGGCGCUGUACGAGCAGGAGAUCCGCGACCUGCGCCUGGCGGCGGAAGACGCCACCAACGAGAAGCAAGCGCUGCAGGGCGAGCGCGAAGGGCUGGAGGAGACUCUGCGCAACCUGCAGGCGCGCUAUGAGGAGGAGGUGCUGAGUCGCGAGGACGCCGAGGGCCGGCUGAUGGAGGCGCGCAAGGGGGCCGAUGAGGCGGCCCUGGCCCGCGCCGAGCUCGAGAAGCGCAUCGACAGCCUGAUGGACGAAAUCGCCUUCCUGAAGAAAGUACACGAAGAGGAGAUCGCCGAGCUGCAGGCGCAGAUCCAGUACGCGCAGAUCUCCGUGGAGAUGGACGUGGCCUCCAAGCCCGACCUCUCUGCCGCGCUCAAGGACAUCCGCGCACAGUACGAGAAGCUGGCUGCCAAGAACAUGCAGAACGCCGAAGAGUGGUUCAAGAGCCGCUUCACCGUGCUGACCGAGAGCGCCGCCAAGAACACCGACGCGGUGCGCGCCGCCAAGGACGAGGUGUCCGAGAGCCGCCGCCUGCUCAAGGCCAAGACCCUGGAGAUCGAAGCGUGCAGGGGCAUGAACGAAGCGCUGGAGAAGCAGCUGCAGGAGCUGGAAGACAAGCAGAACGCCGACAUUAGUGCUAUGCAGGACACAAUCAACAAAUUAGAAAAUGAACUGAGAACCACGAAAAGUGAAAUGGCUCGAUAUCUGAAAGAAUACCAAGACCUCCUCAACGUGAAGAUGGCUUUGGACAUCGAGAUUGCAGCCUACAGGAAACUCUUGGAAGGUGAGGAGACCCGGCUCAGUUUCACCAGUGUGGGAAGCAUAACCAGCGGCUACUCCCAGAGCUCCCAGGUCUUUGGCCGGUCUGCCUACGGCGGCUUACAGAGCAGCCCUUACCUGAUGUCCGUCCGCUCCUUCCCAUCUUACUACACCAGCCACGUCCAAGAGGAGCAGAUCGAGGUGGAGGAGACCAUCGAGGCUGCCAAGGCCGAGGAGGCCAAGGACGAACCCCGCUCCGAAGGAGAAGCCGAGGAGGAGGAGAAGGAGAAGGAAGAGGCGGGGGAAGAGGAGGGGGCUGAAGAGGAAGAAGCUGCCAAGGAAGAAUCAGAGGAAGCAAAGGAGGAAGAAGAAGGAGGGGAAGGCGAAGAAGGAGAAGAAGCCAAAGAAGCCGAGGAGGAUGAGAAAAAAGAUGAAGGUUCUGGGGAGGAGCAGGCAACUAAGAAGAAAGAUUGAGCCCCCUACCCUUUCCUUAAUUACUCCAGGAAUAAUUCUCCCAAAAUCAGGUCAACCCCAUCACCAACCAACCAGUUGAGUUCCAGAUACUAUAUGAAUUAAGAAGUCAAUAUAUGUAUAAUUCUGAGAUGACUUAGGUUGGACAUUAAAUGUUGUGCUAUGACUUUUCUCCUUAGGCAGAGUAUCUGUUUGCUUGCAGAGUGGCUUCCUGGCUUGCUGCCAGCCUGUGCAUGGUCCACGCUUAUGAGUUCAGGAUUUAUGGCCAUGUGAAUAAUUCAGAUGUUUACAAUUAAAAAAAAACAUGAAUAAAUGAAUUCACUAAUGUUACUGUUAAACUUCAUGGAAGAAAUAGUCCUUUGAACCUUUGGUGGCUAGAAAUUAAAGACCUCAAAUUAUGUGCAAUAAAUAGUAAAUAAAGUUACACUGAAUGACAAUUCUUGCUGUGGUUGUUGACUUUAAUUAAAAUACCUUAAAGAAGGCACCAAUAUGAGUCAUAUAGAAAUUUGAUCUCCAAAUUUCUUAAGUCAAAAUUUUAACAGUUACGGUGCAUUUUUCUCCUUAAUUGGUGAUUCUGAGGGCUACAGUUAAGUCAUGGCCAUUCAUGAACUCUUUCCCCUCCAAAAUAUUACUGAUCAUAAACUUGAGUAAAUGAGAGUCCCUGGGGUUCUUUUUCCUUUACUUUGCCCUCUAAAAUGUACUAUCUAACGUCGGGAAAUGGCUUUCUUGGAGGCAAUUUGGAAAUUUUGUGAUAAAUAUACCCUUUACGGUAAAGAGAUAACUUUACUGCUAGUAUAUAAUAGUAAAUGUAAUAUGGGUAGAAUGUGAAUCCCACCCAUCCAUCACUGUAACCAUAUUUUAAAAAAUACAGCCUAAAUACUGUGGGAAGAAGUUGAAACCUGAGCAAAUGAGAUAAUUAAGAGUAAUUUUUAUCAAUGUAUAAUUGUGGAUGGAGAGAAGAAGAGGUCAUUUGCCAUUGCAAACAUGUUGCCUGCAAUCCUGAGCUCAUGAUUCAGUGUGUUAGCUUGAUACUGUUGCCUCAAGUAAAUGACACUUAAUGCCACUCAUUUUAAACUUCUGAAAAACUACAAAUAGAGGUAAUGGAAUUGUUACCAGUCACUUAAGGGGGAAGAUGAUACACUUGUAGGUUGCAUUGCUAUUGUUCUGUAUGCCUUUAUCAGGAAAUACUGAGAUUUCAGCGAUAGCUCUAACUGGUUAGACAUUGCAUCAAAUAACACACCCCUCUCAGCCUGUCCACUCUAAGGUUAUGAAAGCUCUUGCACGUAUAUUUGACAUGGAAUGUAGAAGAAAUUAUUGAUUAUCUGCUGUUCUGCUUCUGUUCUUACACAAUUGCUUGGUCAGCUAAUGUCAUUCAAUAUUUCUUCUUUAGCCAACUUUAACCUAAAAGCAAAGUGGCCUCCAUUUAAAGUUAUCAAGUUCUUCACACUACCUAUUACUAGUUAAGAUUAUAUGUCACCCUGCAAAUGGGUAAAAUGUUUCUUUAUCUACCAUGCUGCUAUGGGUUUGAACUAUGAAGAUUGUUAGGAUAUCAGCUCCUGAAUAGACUAGGAGUCACUUCA
This is a messenger RNA of Manis javanica (Malayan pangolin), 3312 nucleotides long. RefSeq names its product neurofilament light chain (gene NEFL). Gene Ontology annotation, molecular function: structural constituent of postsynaptic intermediate filament cytoskeleton. Gene Ontology annotation, biological process: neurofilament bundle assembly. The record is from RefSeq and is a predicted model, not a curated record. Lineage: Eukaryota; Metazoa; Chordata; Mammalia; Pholidota; Manidae. Gene Ontology annotation, cellular component: axon; intermediate filament; postsynaptic intermediate filament cytoskeleton.